Molecule: messenger RNA, 1539 nt
Organism: Penicillium diatomitis
Lineage: Eukaryota; Fungi; Ascomycota; Eurotiomycetes; Eurotiales; Aspergillaceae
Exons: 3
Coding region: 1-1539 (512 amino acids)
Biological process (GO): regulatory ncRNA-mediated gene silencing
Cellular component (GO): ARC complex
Source: RefSeq, a predicted model, not a curated record
AUGGCGCCCUCCGAAGUGACUACCGUCGCAUCCGACCCAGUCGUGCUCGCAGUGGAACAAGACAACGGGUCGACUACGACCAAGUGCGGCGAUGGCCCUUCAGUCGACACGACUGAUAAUGGACCGGCUCCUCAAGAAUACAGCAUGUCGGUAUCCCAGGGUCCCAAGCGCCGAAGCAGACGGCCAAAGAGCAAGCGAGGAAUCGGCAAGCCCACCGGGUUUGAGGACUACUAUGCUGAUGGCCCUAUGACACCGGCGGAACAUGAGGAGAUCCGCCAGAUCUACGACCCUCGAAUCGAGGAGGCCCUGGCGCGAUAUCAGUGGAAGCGACGUAUGGAGAAUGACCGACGGGCGAUUUUCUUCAAAUACCUGCAAUACGGUGGUGUUGAUGCCAGCCAGAAUCACGGGACCGGUGUACCUCCUAGAGAAUUGAAGCAGAUGUCGACGGACGACGCCCGGCAAGCUCGCAGUCAAACAAUGAUUCCAAUGGAACGACGCAGCUUGGAGGUCAAUUUUGAAGAGGUUGCUCGCGGCUUUUGGAGCUCCUUCUAUUGCAACCAUUACAACCCCGACAAUCAAGAGAGUAUCAAGGUGGCAACGGGUACCAUUCGCAAUUUCCUCACUUAUCUCCUCUAUCACGACGUAUGUCCUGAAUACCGGGACGACAUUCACAGAGCGCGCAAAAUUUGUGACCUCGCUUUCGUGGAGCUGUGGAAGAACGUUCAACUGAUUCAACAGGGCCCCGGAAGCUUCAACCUGAGCUGUUCGAUGUUGUUCGGCGGGCGAUACUGCGGCAGAGAUUACGAUGAACAUUCUCUAUGGGUUCCAGCUCAGGUCAGCCCAUCUGGUGAAAUCACAAACGAGGCCGCUCAAAAGGUGGUAAAGUUCGCGAUUGCAAGCCAGGGAACCCAUGAGCAAGCGACUCGGUUCCAGCAGUUGGCAACUGACGUUCAACUCUCGGCACGAAAGAUUGAUGAUAUUGAUGGCUUUGAGAUCAUUUCGGUUCACAAGCCCGAAGAUACCGUCCGAGACUUUUACCAUGAGUUCGCGCCAGAUCUGCCCGUUGUCGGUACCAUUCGAGCCAAGUCGUUCAUCAACCCUGCAAAGCCGGAGAUUGAUAUGACCUCGAAGGAGCGCCAAGAGUGGCGCGAUGGCACAGGUCCUUAUCAUGAAUUUGACUUUUAUCUGGAGGCGAGCCUUCUUCAGCAUUGCUAUCCAGGGCAGAGAAUCACUUCGAAUAUUUGGAAGAUCAAUUGCGGCGUUUACUACUUCGACGAGGUCAUCUCCGUCUAUCCUUCUUUCCACUUAGUCCUUGCGAACGACCUGAUGCUGCACUGGAAGACACCCCGUCCAACGUCAAAGGCUCCAUUGCAACUUGUCCAGAACCUUGGGCAGCGAGGAAGCGGACAUGAGGAAGGAGAAGAGGAGGAGGAGAGAAACGAACUGGAUAUGGCGGCUGUGGUGCGUGCAGUCAACAUGACUGUCCAGAAUGACGGGGAAGACAAAGACGCAGACCGUGUGAACACGAACGCUGAGUGA